This is a messenger RNA of Olea europaea var. sylvestris, 2059 nucleotides long. RefSeq names its product protein DETOXIFICATION 46, chloroplastic-like. Gene Ontology annotation, biological process: transmembrane transport. The transcript is spliced from 14 exons. Lineage: Eukaryota; Viridiplantae; Streptophyta; Magnoliopsida; Lamiales; Oleaceae. Bases 162 to 1784 code for a protein of 540 amino acids. Gene Ontology annotation, cellular component: membrane. The record is from RefSeq and is a predicted model, not a curated record. Gene Ontology annotation, molecular function: antiporter activity; xenobiotic transmembrane transporter activity.
UUCCCUUCCCUUCCCUUUCCAUUUUCCGUCCAAAUUCGCCCCCUCCCUUUUCUCUUUCUUUUCCACCUACUCAUAGUUUUUCCUCUUUUCUUCAUCCCAUUCCUUAAGCAUCAAGGGUUCCCUUUAAUUUUUGAUUAUUCUCUUUCAAGCGCCUCAGUAUCAUGAAUCUCAAAACCGUAGCUAAUCAUCCUCACAUUCCUUAUUUUCAGACCCCCAACAAGAAAUUCGAUCGAAAAUUUAUUUUUCCGAAAAUUAGUUACCGAAUUUUGGGUCGCAAAAACAAUCGGUUGAUAACGCAUUGUAUUUAUCCAAUCCGUGAAUUAGAGAAUGCUGAAAAAAUUUCUCCAGUUACAGAAGAAGAAGAAGUAGAGAAAAUACAGUUUACUGAAGAGUCUGCUGCAACUGAAAUACAGGAGUUUUCAGAGAAUGAUAGCAUAUGGACUCAAAUGGUGGAGAUUGUGAAGUUCUCUGGACCUGCAGUUGGGCUUUGGAUAUGUGGGCCGUUGAUGAGUCUCAUUGACACUGCUGUUAUUGGCCAAGGCAGCUCCAUUGAGCUUGCAGCUUUAGGGCCAGGAACAGUGUUAUGCGAUUAUGCAAGUUAUGUUUUCAUGUUCCUUUCAAUUGCUACUUCAAAUAUGGUAGCUACGGCUCUUGCUAGACAGGAUAAAGAUGAGGUGCAGCAUCAGAUUUCUAUCUUGUUAUUCAUUGGAUUGGCUAGUGGUUUUCUGAUGCUUUUGCUCACUAGAUUUUACGGCGUCUCAGCACUGACUGCUUUUACUGGGGCAAAUAAUGCAGAGAUCGUAGCUGCAUCGAACACAUAUGUUCAGAUUCGAGGCUUAGCAUGGCCAGCAGUGCUGAUUGGAUGGGUUGCUCAAAGUGCCAGCUUAGGAAUGAAAGAUUCAUGGGGCCCUUUAAAGGCUUUGGCUGUGGCAAGUGCUAUAAAUGGCAUUGGUGACAUAGUCUUGUGCAGAUUCUUAGGAUAUGGUAUUGCUGGAGCGGCAUGGGCAACAAUGGUGUCACAGGUUGUUGCAGGUUACAUGAUGAUUGAAGCUCUGAACAAGAAAGGAUAUAAUGGUUUUUCCAUCUCUAUUCCAUCAGCAGAGGAACUCCUUCAGAUAUUCACGCUCGCAGCUCCAGUGUUUGUGACAAUGAUGUCAAAGGUAGCAUUUUACGCACUAAUCAUCUACUUCGCUACAUCAAUGGGAACACAAACUGUUGCUGCUCAUCAGGUCAUGAUACAAUUGUAUAGCAUGUGUGCUGUAUGGGGUGAGCCUCUUUCUCAAACAGCUCAGUCAUUUAUGCCUGAACUGAUAUAUGGAGCUAAUCGAAGUUUAGCAAAGGCUCGAACAUUACUGAAGUACCUGGUCAUUAUCGGUGCAUUAAGUGGACUGAUAUUGGGAUCUAUCGGAACAUCAGUUCCGUGGCUAUUCCCUAAACUCUUUUCCUCCGAUCCUGAGGUUGGACGUGAGAUGCACAAGGUGUUGGUCCCUUACUUCCUUGCACUGUUUAUCACACCUAGUACUCAUAGCCUUGAAGGCACGUUGUUGGCUGGACGAGACUUGAAAUUCAUUAGUAUGUCAAUGAGCACGAUCUUUUGUUUGGGCACUCUUCUCCUGCUGCUGCUGAGCAGAAGCGGUUAUGGCUUAACUGGGUGUUGGUUUGUACUCGUUUCAUUUCAAUGGGCUCGGUUUUCUGUUGCACUACGACGCCUGACAUUACCAAAUGGGAUUCUCUACUCCGAAGAUGCUACUCAUUAUCAAGCCGGGAAGCUGAAAACUGUAUAGUUUAUGAAGACAAAUGUCAGAAUAGACAAACUGUACGUGGUAUUCAUAUCAUGAUAUUCAAAGGAUUGGCACCAAUAGGAGUAGUUCUGGAUGGCAUGUUGUAAUCUGCGGAUUCUAAUGUAGUUUUCAGCUUUUGUAUUUUAGAAGCAAAAUAUAUUGUAUUAGGCAAUAGAAACGAUACAAAUCAUGUCAGGAAUUCACAUUAUUGCCCACGAAUAUGUGGGAUUACGAUUCAAUUCUUGCAGCAUUACGAAUUCUCUAGAAUAUUAAUAUCA